AUGUUGGGUUUGAUGGGCAAACGAAGUAGAUCGGGUGCUGGGUUCAAGCCCGCUGGGGGUGUUCAGGGAUCUAUCGCCUUGGUCACCUCUGGUUUCCCAGCAACUGGGUUACUGCCUACAAAACGCUCCAAGAAAAAUCGAAAUCUUCCGGACUGGAAGGACCAAUCCCUAGUAACGUGGAAGAAGUGGGUGCUCCUAGCCUAUGAUCUCUACAGGGACAAUAAAACACCCGAUUCAGAGCUACGCUACAAAACUAUUAAGAAGCAAUACAAACAAAAACUUCUAUCAGCUAGACUGGAAAGAAAUGCUCGCUUCAUAGAAUCUGCCAGUAAUCGCUGUGCAGCAGCCUGGGAAGUUAUCCAUGAAGAAGGUGCUCCGUCCAAAUCCCAGUUGAUAUCUUCAGUGACUGCGGAAGCUUUCAACGCCCAUUUUAUUGACUCCGUCCAGCAGACCAGAGAUGCUAUCAACGGUUCAGCCACUUCUGCCCUAGAUAUGCUGGAGAAACGUGACCCUGCAGCCUCACGGUUCAACAUUACCCUUUUAUCCUGUGAAAGUGUGAUACGGGUGGUCCAGAAGCUCAACAACUCUCCAAGCAAAGAUAUAUUUGAGUUCGGAACCUGCCAAUCACUAAAUUCCAAAAGAGGGUGAGGGAGUUCCUAUUGGCUAACCCACUUUACUCAAUCCAUGAGUUUUUUGAACUUCCUGACAACUUGUAAGUAUAUUUUUUUAUGA
Messenger RNA from Macrosteles quadrilineatus (aster leafhopper), 732 nucleotides. RefSeq lists its product as uncharacterized. NCBI's taxonomy places the organism in Eukaryota, Metazoa, Arthropoda, Insecta, Hemiptera, Cicadellidae. The record is from RefSeq and is a predicted model, not a curated record. The transcript is spliced from 3 exons. Bases 1 to 648 code for a protein of 215 amino acids.